Messenger RNA from Rhipicephalus microplus (southern cattle tick), 6910 nucleotides. RefSeq names its product helicase ARIP4. Gene Ontology annotation, molecular function: ATP binding; ATP hydrolysis activity. The record is from RefSeq and is a predicted model, not a curated record. Gene Ontology annotation, cellular component: nucleus. Lineage: Eukaryota; Metazoa; Arthropoda; Arachnida; Ixodida; Ixodidae.
AAAAGAGCGUUUUUUGCCAGGGUGCGCGGGAGAAGGAAAGAGAAAAAAAAAAGAGUAGGGGCUGCUCCUUCUCUGAAAGUACGAGACAAAAGCAGAUACCACCGAACACAGCGAUCCUUGCAUCCCCACGGACUCUUCUUGACGCUUCUGCGAGGUGUGGAGGGGAGUGAGUGAGCCUGCCGUGUGCUUCUCCCGUACGCAACUCCGGAACCGGAAACAGCGUGAAAAAACCCCCCCGUGUCGCCAUUUCGUCCGUGUGUGUGUGUCUUCUUGUGGAUGUUUUGUCAACAGUGUCGGAAUCCCGAGCGUUUUCUGGCAUCGUUAGGCGCUUCGUGGAACGCCAGCGAGCCUCGGAAUGGCAGGCCCAGGCACUCGCUCGUAAGUACGGGUCCAGCGCGCGAGUAGCCCAGCGCGCCGCUCGUACGGCAACCCUCCGUACCGACCGGCCCGACCGUAGGGUUAGUGCGGUCUCUCGCUUGGUUGGUCCUCCUAUUCACAAUGGGGGCUUUUAAUGCGGUGGCUCUGUGUGCGUGCUUUCGCGAUUGACGUUUAACCUUUCGUAUCGGGUUAGCGGACCCUUUAGACGCCGACGAUGGACUUGUCCCUCGUAGCAGGUUUCUACGAUGGCGUUGAGGUGUGAUGGACAUCAAGGAUCUGGUCUUUCCGGACCCGCGCUUGGACACCAUGAAGGCAUGGACUGGAGGGUUAGGUCAGUUAGAAAGAUUCCUUGAGAGCAGCUGCGGCCGGAGCACCGAACCGGCGCCCUCCGACAUGUUCCCGGGUUUUCCGAGCUCCGGCUCAUCCCAGGGCAUGCCGGGAUCCGCCCCGUUGAACCCCGGCGCAGCCGCCAACCCCUGGUUCCACCAGUCGGCCUUCUCGAUGGCCACCGACAUUCAUUCCGGGGCCUCGGGGACUGCCUCUUCCUCGAUGGCAGGGUCCCCUUACUGGCUUCCUCCGCACCAGUAUGCGCCUACGUCCGCUGCCGACCCGCACCAGUCGCGCUACAGUGCAGGCAAUGACCUGUACUCUGCGUCUACCUCUGCGGCGGCGACACCAUGGUGGUUUGGGCACAACACGUCGACCGCGGGUAGCGGACUUCACUCGUCGCAGUAUUUCCAGCAGCACGUGCCUCGCAGCGACCCCAUGUCGAACCCUUUCCACACGCCGGUCCCUGCGACCACUUCAAAGACCCCAGGCUACCUCCAGCACGGGCUUGCGACUCAACAGCACCUACAGCAGCAGCAGCAGUCCGCUGCCCCGUCCCCCACCACUCAGCAGCAUAACCUCCAUCAUUCAUCAGUGCAGCAGCAACAGCAGCAGCAGACGUACCAUCACCACUCGCCAGUCACAUCUCAGCACGAGACCAUGUCGACCCCUGCCGCCAGCACCUCCAUUCAUCCCAUCAUUCCGUCGAGCCAGCACCAGUCUAUUGGCAUCUCCAGCCAUCAUCAGCGCUCGCUGAUGUCGUCCUCGUCGUCGCAGCAGCUGGGUUCGCCAACCUCGAUGAUGGGCCAGCAGCACGAUGGCAUGGGCGGCCAGACAAGUCGGCCCCAUCAGCAGCAUCAGCAACAACAUCAUCAACAGCAGCAACACCAACAACACCAGCAGCAGCAACACCAACAACACCAGCAGCAGCAACAUCAACAGCAGCAACAGCACCACCAGCAUCACCAAAUUCAAAGGCCCGUGGCGCCGAGAGCACAACAGCAGCAGCAGACGCAGCAGCAGAAGGGAAGUUAUGGUGGCAUGACACAGCAGCAUGUUCAGUCUGCACCAGCACAGCAGCGCAUCAACCACCAGAGCAUGAUGGCACCAAUAUCGUCAAGCUCUCAAAUGAUGGCGCCGCCACAGUCGCAGCCACUCAACAGCAUAGCUUCCGGAGGUCUGGACACCAACAUCCAGCCGAUCUUCGAACUUUACGGACACGACCCGCUUGCCUCAGUCCAGGGUGGGCAGCAGUUCCACCAUCAGCUGCCGAGGUUUGAUGUGCCUGCGGCGAGCUCCGCGAGCGGGCAGGGCUUCACGCAGCUGCAGUCGCAGACGACGUGGAUACCCCCGGAGGCUCUGAGCGGUGCAGAUGCGUCAAAGACCAAGUGGGCCAAGCCCGAGGUUGGUGCCGAGGCGGCGGCUGAGAAUGAUGCCAAAGAGGGUGCUGCCAAGCCUGACGCGGCGGCUGGUUCGCCCACCAAGAAAGGCAGGGGGAGGAGGAAAAAGGAGGAAAGCGCGAAGAAGAAGCAGAAACAGGACCUUCUCGCUGAAGCCAAGAAAGGGUUCCAGAGAAAAAACAUCCGUGACAUCAAAAAUGAGUCGGACCUGGACGAGGUGACACUGAACGCCCAGAAGGAGGAGCAGGAGCGCAUGAAGCGUCUCCAGGAGGCUCGGCUCCGAGCGCUCCAGAGCCAGGGCAUAGCGACGGGCCCCGCCCCACCCUCUGCGAUAGCCCCGAUCGCCCUGGAAAGCAGCAGCAGUAGCAGUGAUGACAGCUCGUCGGAGUCCGAGGAUGAAGCGUUGCCAACUGUUGUACCACGGAGAACAGGUGGAGACGUGAUAGACAUCUCGUCAUCCGAUGAAGCCAAGAUACCCGAGGAGGAGGACGAUGACGUCGUGAUGGUGGUGAGUGACGGAGACGACGCCGAUGACGAAAAGGGCGACGAUCUUAACGACGGGGCUCACAUCAAUGAUGCGGUCAACCAACCAGAUUCUAUGGGUCGGGUCCUGGUCAAUGUAGGGCAUCCACCUGAAGACUCUGACGUCUUCUUAGCGCCGCAGUUGGCGCCCAUUGUCAAGCCUCAUCAGAUUGGUGGCAUUCGGUUCCUGUUCGACAACGUGGUGGAAAGCGUGAGCCGCUUCAACACGUCGAGCGGCUUUGGCUGCAUCCUGGCUCACAGCAUGGGCCUGGGCAAGACCAUUCAGGUGAUCUCCUUCGUGGACGUCCUGCUGCGGCACACGGCUGCACGCAAGGUCCUUUGCAUCACCCCCAUCAACACAAUCCAGAACUGGCUCGCGGAAUUCGACAAGUGGGUGCCGGCGCCCGAGGCUAUUCCGCAGAACCUUGUGGAUUCGGGCCAAGUGAGGCCCCGCUCGUACCACGUCUACCUCCUCAACGACAUAUACCGCUCCACUCCAGCCAGGGCAGAGUUGAUCUUGGACUGGCACAAGAAAGGCGGUGUCCUGCUGAUGGGCUAUGAGAUGUACCGGAUGUUGGCGCUCAAGAAGGUAGUGCGUCCCAGCAAGCGCCGGAGAAGUCCUAAAAAGGAGGACCUCUCGGCGCCGGAGGACGAAUCUCGUCACUCGCAGCUCCUGGAUGACAUCUACCAGGCCAUUGUGAACCCGGGCCCCGAUCUCGUCAUCUGCGACGAAGGGCAUCGCAUCAAGAACUGCAAUGCAAGCACUUCCACUGCACUCAAGAGCAUACGAACUAAGCGGCGCAUCGUGCUGACGGGCUACCCGCUGCAGAACAACCUGCUAGAGUAUUGGUGCAUGGUGGACUUUGUGCGGCCCUCGUACCUGGGCACGCGCUCCGAGUUCUGCAACAUGUUUGAGCGGCCCAUCCAGAACGGACAGUGCCUGGACAGCACGCCCAAGGACCGGCAGCUCAUGCGCUUCCGUGCGCACGUCCUGCACAGCCUGCUCCAGGGAUUUGUACAGAGGCGAGGCCAUGCGGUGCUCCGGGAUGCCCUGCCCCGAAAGGAGGAGCACGUGCUGCUUAUUCGGAUGACGCCCAUCCAGCGGACGCUGUACCGGGAGUUUGUCAAGGAGUUUCUUCACAACUACAGGGUCACAAACCCCCUCAAGUUCUUUGCAGUCUGCUGCAAGGUGUGGAACCACCCCGACAUCCUGUUCCACCUGGUGCAAGAUAAGAAGAACGAGGUGGGCCUAGACAUCGACUUGGACAUCGACCUGAUAGGCCCACCCGCAGUCAAGGAGACGCACGCCAAGAAGCACCACCACCACCAUCACCACCACACCAACGCAGCAGGCCUCCCAGACUCCGUAGUUGCGGAAAACAGCUGCCUGGGGCCGGAUGGCAGCCUGGUCGGGUGCCUGGACCCCCUGGGUCAGCCGCAGGACUCCCCAUACAACGCCUACGGGGCCAACUGUGACGGCACCUCAACGGCAGUGUCCGGCAUGAGCCUGAACAAGCCCAAGUACACGCAGGAGCAAGGUGUCAUCGCGCCUUUUCGGGAGAAGUCAGACAACAACAUCAGCUACGAAUGGGCAUACCCGCUGAUGGAGAAGUACCUGCCUGACAUGCUGGACAACAGCUACAAGUUCCUCGUGCUCAUGACAAUCGUGGAGCAGACGCUGGGCGUGGGCGACAAGCUGCUCGUCUUCAGCCAGUCUCUGUCCACGCUGGACCUCGUCGAGCGGUUUUUGAGCCGCCGAGAGGUGCCCCUCCGGCCGGGGCUCCCCCACGGGGAGAAGUGGAUGCGAGGGAAAAACUACUUUCGCCUGGACGGGAGCACAUCGGCGCAGGAGCGCGAGAAGCUCAUCAACGAGUACAACUGCAACCAGAUGGUGAGCCUGUUCCUGCUGUCGACGCGGGCGGGCUGUUUGGGCAUCAACCUGACCGGCGCCAACCGCAUCGUGGUGCUCGACGCCUCGUGGAACCCCUGCCACGACGCCCAGGCCGUGUGCCGCAUCUACCGGUACGGCCAGGCCAAGCAGUGCCACAUCUACCGCCUGGUGUGCGACAACUGCCUCGAGAAGCGCAUCUACGACCGGCAGGUCAACAAGCAGGGCAUGUCAGACCGUGUGGUGGACGAGAUGAACCCGGAGGCCAACCUGACCUGGAAGGACGUCAGCACCCUGGUGCAGGACAACGAGGACGACCCUCCUGUGCAGGACCUCUCGGCCGUCGCCGGUGGGUUCUCCGACUCGGUGCUGCGCACGCUCACCAUGGAGUACUCGCACUGCCUCACCAAGGAACCGUUUGAGCACGAGUCUCUCCUGCUCGACCGCAAGGACCUGAAGCUGACCAAAUUUGAGAAGCGGCUGGCCAAGCAGAGCUACGAACUGGAAAAGAGGGCCACCCUCCACGGAGGUCGUGCGUACAUGCACGCGGCCAACUACUCUAACGGGUACCAGACGUGGCAGAACCGGCAGGGCACGGUGACUUUCCUGGGGCCUGGCCCGACGCAGACCACGCCUUCGCCGAUGCAGCCUGGCUCGCAGAACGGGGACAUGCCCGUCUGGGGCACGCCGAACGUCAUGCAGUCCCUGCUGCGACAGGGCAUGACUGUACAGAGGAUGCGGGUGCCUGCAAAGGUCACCAUACCGCUGAACAAUUCGUCGGAUCCUCCAGUGGAGAUCCCACCGGGAACCGAGAUUCUGGUGAUGAAGACGCCGAAAGGCGUGUACCUGCGGAUUCCGGACGGCCGCAUUAUCGCGGUGCGCCUGCCCACGACUGGCGAGAUGGCUGCUGCCGGACAGUCGGGUGAAUCUUUGGGUGGUAACGCUGCAACGACAAGUGCAGGGAACAAGAAGUCCUUUGGCAUUAUUCAGCCGUCACUGCAGUGCGGAGGCCGAGUCCAACUGUCGGCAGAUGCAGAGCGUCGGAUCGGCAAGGGUCCACCUGAGGUGAUCAAUCUCGACGACGACAGCGACCUGCCGGACGAGAGCAGCGACGACGACGACGCUCGGAAGAACGGCGCCAUCGUUCCCAUGUCCGCGACGGUCAGGGCGCCAGUCAUCGACAAGCCCAAGGAAGCAAACGGUGGCGCAACCAAGCCAGUACCGGUGUGACGAUGGCAACAGCGCUAACAAGCUACAGCGUCUCGUCGUCGUGGAUCUCUCGUCUGCCUGUGUGUGCGCGUUCGUGUGGGUGAGAAGAUCGUCAGGUCGUCUUCGACUGUCCUCCGCGCAUGUCGUGGCCACAGUGCCGCAUCAACAACCAGGAGAGAUAAAACAAAAAAAAAAAGUGUGUUCCUCGAACGUAUGUGCUCCCCGAAUGAACAGCGGCCUUUAUUCCAGCACUGGGUGCGUAAUCGAGCGAGGGAACAGCAGCACCACUAAAUAAGAGCAUUCCAAAAAAAAAAAACGGGAAAAAAAAGAAAGAAAAUGAAAUGAGAGAUGCACGACGCCUUCCACACCCGUAUGGAUUUUUGUUUCCCCGCUUCGCUAUCCAAGGUGGCCGUAUGAAGUCUGAAUUUUUUCCUUAUUUUGCCCGAGGAGUGUUUCAAUUAAGAGAACUGGAAGACAUAAUGAACUCAUUGUGCGGAAACUCCAUGGACAGCUGCUGCGUGUAAAUGUGUGCGUGCUUGUGUGUGUGUUGCACCAACAGAAGAAAACAAGGUGUGUGUUAGAAAUUUGAAAUUUAUUUAUUUAAAGAGAUUGUAAACAACAAAAAAAUGAACUGCCAGAGCAGCGCCGCGAAUCCCAGACUCGGCGAGCUGCGAUGACGAACAUGGAUGAAGGAGAAUCGGCGCGGGGUUUUACUUUUAAAACCGGAAGAGGAGCGUGUCCUCUUUUUUUUUUCUGCCAGUGCAGUAUUUAAACUAUCUUUUUCAUUUCGUUUUUCUUUCCGUUCCAUUUGGCGUAAAAAAUCGCGAUGCGCGUGUGUGUUGCGCCUGGGUCUUGGCGCGUCGUUCAAUCUAGUACAGUCCUCUCUCCACCGUCGCGUCUCUCUCUCUUUCCUCUAUUUCAACUUUUAUUUUACGGUGGCGUCGCACUCUGUACAGAAGCAUUUCCGACGCCUACAUUCCUGGUCUCAACACCUCAACUUCCUCAACCUUCCCUCAAUGUGGUGCAAGAGACAGACAGUUCAACGUUUCUUGCCUUGACCUCCCAUGUCAUCGAGUCCUCUGCAAGUGUGUGCGUGCGUGUCUAUUGUUUCCCGUGACUUCUGCAUUAAACUUUAUCAUUUCAGUGCAUCUAGCCAAGGGAGAUAAAAUGGAGAAUGUUUCCUGAA